Molecule: messenger RNA, 1323 nt
Organism: Symbiodinium pilosum
Lineage: Eukaryota; Dinophyceae; Suessiales; Symbiodiniaceae
Source: the annotation of a GenBank genome assembly
AUGGCAGCAGAGGGCGGAGUUGUGCGGUGCAACUGGCUUGACCCGGAGAUUGUUGACGAGCGCUUGAGACCAUAUCGAAAGAAGGCUAGGACAGAUCCCAUCGCUGCUGAGGAGGGUGAGAAGGCCGGCCUUGCCCAGUUCCGCACAGCUGCAGGAGAUGCCGCGCGCAUCCAGCUGCGAGGACCUGUCUUUCCAGAGGCCGUUGUGAGGGAGAAGGCUUCGCAUCCACCUCGAUUGCGCGCGGCCGGCAUACUGAAAGGGGUCGCAGAAUCCUUAGUGAACCGAUUGGCAGUGCUUCGCAUUGACAAUUUCCCCGGAUCAGGCGACCCCGUGUUUGGCACGCAGCAUGAGCUCCGCAGGGGCUUUCGGGCUCCGGACCUUUUCGGGGGUCUUGCGGCAGCCUUCCAGGGCCACGUGUGCUGCGGGCUCACGAGGCUGACGCUGCAAGGAGGUUUCCACUCUGCCGAUUCUGUCGCAAAUUUUUUGCGGCUAGCCAAGCCUCCUCUGCAGUCCUUCCGCUGCCGGGGUUGCCUUUUCCACGGGCGUAACUUUGAGAUGCUUGUGAAAGCUCUGAGCUCGGUAGCUGCGGAUCUCAUAGAGUUCGAGACAGAUGCUACCAUUGGCGGCCAGGAUCCCUUCGGCCUCAUUGCCGCUUCCUUCCCAAACCUGCGCAUGCUGCGUGCGAAGAACAUUUUCGGCAGCACAAACUGCAGCGAAGGGCUGCAGAGGCUGGAGCAGCUCGAGAAAAAGCAGUGCAGAUUGCCUAAGGACAGCCACAGGCUGUAUGGGCGCCCAGCAGUGCACAUGGAGACAGGUGUUGUGUACUGGGGCAUCACAUCCGACUAUCAUGACGAUGGCUUCCACGGGGAGGGCAUUUGGUGGGAUGAUUUGGAAAUUCCACUGGAGAAUUACAUGGAGUGGCGUGUCGGCAACGGCGUAACCCAGGCCGGAUGCCUCCAAUUCAUGGAAGAAUGUGGCAUCCAACUCUGGGCGGAUCUCGAAGAUGACGCGGUUGGCAUCAACGACGCAAAAUCGGAGGUUGUUGAUUCUGAUGUGGAGCCGGACCAUGAUUGCGUGGUCGUGCAGCUAGAGCUGAUCAGCUCGUCUUCCGCGAACGAGGUGGUGAUCACUGCCAGCUCAUUGCAGGGCAGGCAGUUUGCCGAGGUGACUAUGGAUCCUGGCAAGAUGCUGGUCCGGACUCUCGUGGACCAGCUAUCUGAGAAGUACCCUUGCAGUCCAUUCGCAAUGCGCCUUGUACUCCCGGGCGGCUCCAUGGUUUCAUUGGAAGUGGGCAACAAGGUCCUGGCUUCGGUGCUGGCCUGA